Mya arenaria is the source of this 2110-nucleotide messenger RNA. Its product is annotated as multiple epidermal growth factor-like domains protein 10. Gene Ontology annotation, molecular function: scavenger receptor activity. The record is from RefSeq and is a predicted model, not a curated record. The annotation marks the transcript as partial. Lineage: Eukaryota; Metazoa; Mollusca; Bivalvia; Myida; Myidae. The transcript has 4 exons.
UAUGGAGGUAAAUGCAAUAACGACGGGUCAUGCUUAAAUUGUAUAGCUAAUUUUGAAGGGGAUAAAUGUGAUGUCUGCGUUCACGGGAAAUACGGAGAAUUGUGUGAAAAAAACUGCGUAAACGAGAAAUGCGGAUGCAAAAAUGCAACGGAUUGUAUUUCUUGCAAACCUAGAUAUUUUGACAUCAAUACUUUUUGUUCAAAACGGUGUUCCGUGGGUUGUAGGGACAAUUGUGAAAAUAACGGCGUUUGUACGUGUAUCCCACAGUAUUCUGGAAGCACCUGCGAAGAAUGUAAACUUGGUUACUAUGGUGAUAACUGCACCACCCCGUGUUCAAAUGGUUGUAUCGAUACCACUUGCAAGAAAGAUGGAACCUGCCAGUGUAUUCAAAACUUUUCUGGAAGCAAAUGUGAAACUUGUGUUGUAGGACAUUAUGGCGAAUUAUGUCAAUAUCAGUGUGGAGGAGGUUGUAUAAACAACACCUGUGACAGAUAUUAUGGCACAUGCGAAUGUGAAUUCAGUUACAAAGGAUCACUAUGCAAUAUGUGUAAGGAUGGUUAUUUCGGAAGUAGUUGCAACUUGUCAUGCUCGGGUAGCUGUUAUAAUUGUUCUUCUAUUGAAAACUGUUUCAUAUGCAAAGAAGGAUUUUAUGGUUUAAACUGCUCAUACCAGUGCUCGGCUAAUUGUUUAGAUUCUCGUUGCGAAAAAAGUUAUGGUUUUUGUACAGAUGGUUGCUUGGAUGGGUUUACAGGUGCAACUUGCAGUGAUAAAUGUGAUGUCAUUUGUAAAACAUGCUCCCAGACAAAUUAUUCACACUGCACAUCAUGUUUUGGUGGAUUAAGCGGACCUUCUUGUAAAUGUAUUCCAAACUGUCAGUGUGAAUUAAACAGUUAUGUGUGUAAUGAGUGCACAGAUGGAUUUGAAAUAAAUAGCAAGGAUUGCAAAUGUAACAGAAAUUACUGUUUGAAUAACUCGCAUUGUACAUCGUGCCAGAAUAAUACGUUUUAUACUUAUAAUGGUACAUGCUGUGAGUGUCACACGCAUUGCAAAAAUAAACAAUGCUCGUCAGAAACCCAUUGCUUGAAUGGCUGUGAAGACGGAUACACCGGUGAAGACUGUGCAGAUUUAUGUAAAGAUUACGAUACCAGUUGUAGGAAAUGUAGUCAGAUUGAGCAUUUCUGUGUUAAUUGUGAAAUCGGGUUCUCACCGAACACAGAAAGUGUAUGUGCAAGACAAUGCAAUGAUACCUGUUUUAACAAAGAGUGUGAUGUUAAUACAGGCCAGUGUCUUCAAGGUUGCAAUGAGCGGUACUGGGGACAAAACUACAACCAUUCAUGCCACCCUUCUUGCACAUCCUGUCUGCAGGAAAAUGGAACAUGUACACAGUGUGUAAACAACUCUUUAAUCAGCUUUGGAGAUUACUGUGCUAUACAAUGUAGUGAAACCUGUGUCAACAAAUUAUGUGAUGAUACAACAGGCCGGUGUCUCCAAGGUUGCGUUCGCAACUUUUACGCCGAUAAAUGCGAUUUAGUGUGUCCCUCGACAUGCGCAUCUGAACCCAACAAAACACGAUGUGACAACUACGGUCGAUGUCUACAUGGUUGCACGGAAGGUUACAAAGGGAUCACCUGUGCAAGUGCAACAUCGACGCCUAAAUCCGAUGCAUCAGUUGGACGGUUAAUCGGGGGAACUGUUGGAGAAAACUUCAUAAAAACAACGCCUGAAAGUGAAAGCCAACGUGCAUCCCGUAACCCGAAUCCGUUUACCAUUGAAGAUCAAGAAACGCACUAUCAACAAUUGAGCGACCGACAUAACACAACGGCAAGAGUACAGCAAUUGAGUGACCGACAUAAUACGACGACAGGAGUACAAGAUGAAGCAUACAUUGAACUGCAAACAAACAUCAUGGACUACGAGCUUUUGGAUAUUUAAAUGAGACUUUGCUUCCUCUUGCUAAUUCUCUUAGUUUUAUACCAUUUUGGAUUAUUUGAUCAAUUCCGUUCAGUCGUAUCUAAGAUAAUUAUUUACAAUAUCAAUGACCUUUACUGACAAAUAACUAGUAUUAUCAUAUAAAAGUAUUCAAGUCUAAAUGUUUUAACUUUCCUUAUAU